AUGGCGAUGGCUUGGCCGGGAGUGGGCAUUCAGCCGUGCGGACCUUCUCAGGUGAAUUUGGGUUGCUUUUCUACUCAGAGAGGAAGCUUAGUGCUAUCAAGAAGGCAACGGAGGAUGCUUUCCUUGAGAGCUUCAGCCUCGGACGACGCUGCUCCCUUAGAAGAAAACGCUGAAACUCCCAAGGCUGUGGGAGAUGAAGAAGACUCGAAGGAUGCCCAAGAAGAGACUCCCGAGCCCACGAGCAGCGUUUACUCGGACAAUCUAUCCAAGAAAGAUAAGCUGGCUAUAAGGUCCGCAGGCAAGCAGAUAUUGUCGCUACGAUUUCUUUGGAUGGAGAAGAACAUUGGAAUUGCCUUGGAUCAAGUUGUGCCGGGCCAUGGUACAAUUCCACUGUCGCCGUUUUACUUCUGGCCCAAGAAGGAUGCGUGGGAGGAGCUCAAAGCCAAGCUCGAGAGCAAGCCGUGGAUCUCACGAAGGCGUACAAUUAUCCUUCUCAACCAGGCCACCGAUAUCAUCAACCUUUGGCAGCAGAAGGCUUCGAGCUUCUAG
Messenger RNA from Selaginella moellendorffii, 549 nucleotides. RefSeq names its product 30S ribosomal protein 3-1, chloroplastic. Gene Ontology annotation, cellular component: ribosome. NCBI's taxonomy places the organism in Eukaryota, Viridiplantae, Streptophyta, Lycopodiopsida, Selaginellales, Selaginellaceae. Gene Ontology annotation, molecular function: structural constituent of ribosome. The transcript has 2 exons. Gene Ontology annotation, biological process: translation. The coding region runs from base 1 to 549 and encodes 182 amino acids. The record is from RefSeq and is a predicted model, not a curated record.